AUGAAAGUUCUUUUAGUUCUAGAUAUAUGCUGCCUUAUUGGACUUGUAAGUGUUGGUGAAGCAGUCUGUCCAGAUAAUUGUAACUAUAAUGGGGUUUGUGAUGUAAAACAUUCAAGAUGUAACUGUUAUGAAGGAUUUACAGGUUCAGAUUGUAAGACUGAUUGUAGAUGUAAUGGUCAUGGAACAUGUCAAUCAGGUAGUGUAUGUAAAUGUGAUGAAGGAUGGAAAUAUUCAGGUGGUCAAUGUGUCUGGGAUUGUCAUUGUUUAAAUGGUGCUAAAUGUAUAGGACCAGGUGAAUGUGGAUGUGUACAUAAUUGUAAAAUGGGGAAUUGUAGAAAUGGACAGUGUCAAUGUUGGAAUGGCUAUAAAGGCUCUGACUGUUCAGAAUAUGAUCCAACCAUGUAA
Molecule: messenger RNA, 405 nt
Organism: Lottia gigantea (owl limpet)
Lineage: Eukaryota; Metazoa; Mollusca; Gastropoda; Lottiidae
Exons: 4
Coding region: 1-405 (134 amino acids)
Source: RefSeq, a predicted model, not a curated record